AAAUUGCUGAUGAAUUUGGUGAAAAAUUUGGUGGUGAUGAUGAAUUUGAUAAAGAAAUUGGUGCUGGUGAAUUUGAUAAAGCAAUUAGUGAUGAAUUUGAUGAAGUUGGUUAUAAUGAAUUUGAUGAAGAAAUUAGUACUGAUGAAUUUGAUGAAGAAAUUAGUACUGAUGAAUUUAACGAAGGAAUUGAGAAUGAAUUUGUGAAGAAAUUACUUACUAUUA
Racocetra fulgida is the source of this 222-nucleotide messenger RNA. The record is from the annotation of a GenBank genome assembly. Lineage: Eukaryota; Fungi; Glomeromycota; Glomeromycetes; Diversisporales; Gigasporaceae.